This is a messenger RNA of Raphanus sativus (radish), 1153 nucleotides long. RefSeq names its product protein SLOW GREEN 1, chloroplastic. The coding region runs from base 81 to 1031 and encodes 316 amino acids. Gene Ontology annotation, molecular function: protein binding. Lineage: Eukaryota; Viridiplantae; Streptophyta; Magnoliopsida; Brassicales; Brassicaceae. Gene Ontology annotation, cellular component: chloroplast thylakoid membrane. The transcript has a single exon. The record is from RefSeq and is a predicted model, not a curated record.
GGUAUCAUCAUCUUCCCUCUGCUAUCUUCAAUCUCAUCGCCGUUCGUUCCUUAGGGUUUUUAACCUCGGAGCCUAAAACAAUGGCGUCUCUGGCCAAGUUUCACUGCUCUAACCAACCAUUCCACCUCAAGCUCAACAACGGUCAGAGUAGAUUUCAACCUAAACCAACUUCAUACCGAAUCCACCAGAAGCCUCCUCCCUCUCGCGCCAUCAGAGCUUCAUCAUCUUCUAAACCCAAACCCUCUCUCCUCAAAACAACCUGCGUAACCCUCACCACAGCCGCCGCUCUGCUCUCCGCCUCCCUCCACCUCUCCUCCGUCAAACCCGCCGUCGCCGCACCUCCAAUCGCGCCAACAGCUUCCGAAGCAUCAUCAUCCAUCGAAACAGACCAAGAAGCAGCGCUCGAGAAGCACCUCGCCGCCAACCCGAACGACCUGGAAGCUCUCCAGUCCCUGAUGAAAAUCAAGCUCCAGUCGAAGAAUCUAGACCAAUCGGUUGAGAUUCUGAACCGCCUGAUCUCCCUCGAUCCCGAGGAGCAAGAGUGGCGGAUCCUGAAAGCUCAGGUGCAAACCUACGGCGGAGAUUUCGACUCGGCGACGAAAGGAUUCGAGGAGGUUCUAGCCAAAGAUCCGCUCCGCGUCGAAGCUUACCACGGACUCGUGAUGGCUUACUCCGAGUCCGAGUCCAAGUUAUCGGAGCUCGAGGGGAGAAUCGGGGAAGCGAUCGAGAGGUGCAAGAAGGAGGAUAGGAAGAAGGAUUUUCGGGAUUUCAUGCUUUUGAUUGCGCAGAUUAGGGUUAUGGAAGGGAAUCCGAGCGAGGCGCUUAGGGUUUAUCAGGAGCUGGUGAAGGACGAGCCUAGGGACUUUAGGCCGUAUCUCUGUCAAGGUUUGAUUUAUACCUUGUUGAAGAAGAAGGACGAAGCGGAGAAGCAGUUUGAGCAGUUUCGAAAGUUGGUUCCUGAGAAUCAUCCGUAUAAAGAGUAUUUUGAUUCCAAUAUGCUCAAUACCAACAAGCUUUUCGCCAAGAGUUAGGUGAGUGGAAGGCUGAGACGCUUUGAGUUUUGUUGAGUGCUUAGUUAUAUGUUUGGUUUGUAGUUUGUACUUCAUCACGCUAAACUUAUCAUCAUCGAAUUGAAAGUCUACAUCUUUUGUUA